AAAAAGAAAAGGUUCUACUUCCGGAAGAAGCCGACGAGGACUCUCAUGAGCGCCGAGGCACAAGAUUGAGGAUGAAACAAACCUGAGGCUGAAGUCAUUUGGUGCGUGCGGUGGUUUGAACUGCGAGAGUGUGAGUUCACGGCAUAAGGGAAAGGGGCUGCCAAAGAGAAGAAAGAAGAAGAGGGUUUUUCUACAGAGCCCAGUUCACUGUAGUCGGUGUUUUCCUACUGUAAUAUAGACUCUACACCCACAACUUUGAAGCACCUGCUGUGUGAAGUUACUUCCUGCUGUUGGGUGACAGUGGACUAACGCGAGGAACUAAAGAGAUGGACCAGAACAACAGUAUACCACCCUUCCAGGGGCUGGCCUCCCCUCAGGGUGCCAUGACCCCAGGCAUGCCAAUCUUCAGUCCUAUGAUGCCAUAUGGCUCAGGUCUGACACCCCAGCCCGUCCAGAACACCAACAGUUUGUCUAUACUGGAGGAACAGCAGCGGCAACAACAGCAGCAACAGGCACAGCAGGCAAACGCAGGCCUUCCUGGAACGUCGGGGCAGACCCCUCAGCUUUACCACUCCCAGACAGUUGCAGGUUCGACCACCACAGCGUUACCAGGGAACACCCCGCUCUACAACACCCCGCUGACACCCAUGACACCUAUCACACCGGCCACACCAGCCUCUGAGAGCUCUGGAAUAGUACCACAGCUACAAAACAUAGUAUCUACUGUAAAUCUGGGCUGUAAACUGGACUUGAAGACCAUCGCCCUGAGAGCCAGGAAUGCAGAGUACAACCCAAAGCGUUUUGCUGCAGUCAUUAUGAGAAUACGAGAACCCAGGACCACUGCUCUCAUCUUCAGCUCUGGGAAGAUGGUCUGCACUGGAGCCAAGAGUGAGGAGCAAUCGAGGUUAGCUGCCAGAAAAUAUGCUCGUGUGGUGCAGAAGCUCGGUUUUCCUGCAAAGUUUCUGGACUUCAAGAUUCAGAACAUGGUGGGAAGCUGCGACGUAAAGUUCCCCAUUCGGCUGGAAGGAUUAGUUCUCACACAUCAGCAGUUUAGCAGCUAUGAACCAGAGUUGUUUCCAGGACUGAUUUACAGAAUGAUCAAACCCAGAAUCGUUUUGCUCAUCUUUGUUUCUGGGAAAGUUGUACUCACAGGUGCCAAGGUGAGAGCGGAGAUCUAUGAAGCGUUCGAAAAUAUUUAUCCCAUCCUGAAAGGCUUCCGCAAGACAACGUAGAAUCUGCAGCUCCUUCUUUUACCCCAACUUUGUGUGACUGAUUUUAUUUUUUUACUAUUCAGUGUCAACUACAUGUUGACCUCUAAAAGUGGACUGCUGUUGCACAGGGAUGCGAGUCAUCAUUGUUUUUCUGGGUUUUGUCCCUCCAGUGUUGCAGAUGAUUUUUUUGCCAGGCUUUGAUCACAAGUGAUGGCGUAUUUUACACACAGACUGCUCAUUUCAAACCCUUCCUGUUUUUCCUCAGUUAUUUUUGGGUUUUGCGGUUUGUCCUGAUCCCAUCCCUGAUUGUACAUAACACUGUAAAGAAAUGUAAAAAGCGCUUGUUAGAAGAGAAGCAGUCUGAUAAGGACUGUUUUGUUUUUAUUUUAAGCCAUUUUAAAUAGUUUUCUACUUUGCAUUUUUUAUAAAUUGUCCGCUCAGUCUCCAAAUUGUAUCCAGACAUGUUGGUGUCUGUCAGACCCACAUUCCAAUCAACAGUAUUUAAGAUUUUAGUAGAGUGCCUGUUGAUCUCAAACCAAAUCAGUGACUUUUACCAUCAAAACAGUUGGCUCUUGGUCCUAAUUUUAUAAAUGCUGUGAGUAGUUUCACUCUAAAUUCACACAUUUUGACAUAAAGUCCAGCCUGUUAAGCAGUAACUGAAUGUGGAUGCUCUUACAGUUUAAAUAAAUUAAACUAAAUUGAUCUAAAUCCUGCUGCUACAGUUGUUGGUUAGUUCUUUGAGAUGUGUCACUUGGUCUGGGUUCCUAAAACAUUUUUACUUAUGAAUAAACCAGAAUCAAAACAUGAAGAAGAGACACUGUUGGUCAGCCUCUUUAACUUCUCGCUUGCAUUUACAAGCACUAAAAGAUUGCAAAUGAACUAUGCAUUGUUUUUCCAUAUUUUUUUUUUUUUGGCCAUUCAAAAAUAUAUUGCGUUUUCUUUUUAAAAAAUAUUAUAGGAAAAUGUGAAUCUGCUGGUUGUUAAAAUUUUUUGGCACUUCUUGGUGAACUCCGGUCUGGUGACCGUCCGUUUCUCCAUUUGUGUCUGCCACCUGACGGCUGUAUGGACAGCAGAAUGGCAAAAGAGAUUAGGAAUUAAUACUAAACUACAUCUAGUAUAUUUAAUACUUUGCUCUGUGAUUCUGAGCUUAGCUGCAGACAAGCAGGAGACCAGGAAACCAUGUCCUAUCCCAAUGCAAUUUUGUUUCUGAAAUUGUUAAUGUGCGGCAUUGUGCAUUAAUAAAUGUGUACAUACUGGC
Molecule: messenger RNA, 2469 nt
Organism: Etheostoma spectabile (orangethroat darter)
Lineage: Eukaryota; Metazoa; Chordata; Actinopteri; Perciformes; Percidae
Gene: tbp
Product: TATA box binding protein
Exons: 9
Coding region: 327-1232 (301 amino acids)
Biological process (GO): DNA-templated transcription initiation
Molecular function (GO): DNA binding
Source: RefSeq, a predicted model, not a curated record